ACAUGUAUUUACAUGUUCGACUCGAGUGAAAGCUAAAUAAGGGGACAUAUUUCUACUCAAAUUUGAUUUAAUUAAAUUUAGAUAAAUACUGUUUAUAAGUAAAUUAUUCCUGAAACCGUCAAAAAGAACAACCAUGUCUACCUAUAAUUUAAAUCGACACCUUGAAGAAACCGGGAUGCGUAUCGGAUUCCAAGUUGUGGAAGUUUUACUUGACAUCGGCUCUGGGGUAAUCAAGCCUCAAAGAGACACAAAUGAGCAACAGCUCGCUCUAAGUAAUCCAAUUAUUUUGACCACAAUCUUAAAACAACUCCCCGCCAAGAGAUCUCCGCCGUUACAAAAUUGUCGUCUCGUUUCCCACUUUUGGAACGACAUGGUCCUCUCCCUUCCAAAUACAAAAUUCGCGCUCAAACUUGACCCAAGCAAGAAGCUAAAUCCUGACCACGAUCCGGUCCCAUUUUUCGACAUGUGCUCCACCCUCGACCCCCGUCUCGCGAAACGGAUCAACGCCACGUGUCACUCAUACCCCGAGCUUCCUGUAAUCCACUCCUUCGCUGCCAAAUUCCCCCACGUUUGCGACAAAUUUAGUGGCAAAAUUCAAAUUUUGGACAUUUCCAUCGACUACGAGAGGUGUUUGGAUUCAAUUUAUCGCGCUCUAAAAAACUCGUGUCCGAAUUUGAAACAAUUGAGGAUCACGUGUCGGACGGAGAUUGACGUGAGUUUGGCUCCCGUUGUGGCCGGGAACCCAAUUUUAUGUGUCCCACUGGAACUCAAAUCCGUUUUAGAGGUGUUCUCCGUCAGUUCGAUGAAGGUUGACAUCCCACCACUGUCCAGGCUUAUUCAACUGGUGAUCAACGCCUCGCCCAAUUUGAGAGAGGUCACCCUUCCACUCGGAUUUUAUCCGGAUUUAGGAAAUUCUAAAUGUCUCGACUCCUUAGCGAUCUCGCUAGAUGACGCGCGGUCAGACGACCUUACUCGCGCGAUCCAGCGCAAUUCCGAACUCUCAAGGAUGUUGGGACAAGUGGGGGAACAACUCGUCGCUCUAACUUUUGGGUAUGAUGUCGAGGAUGCUAAGAGAAACAUGUCCUGUGAUUUCGAAGAGCUGAAACGUACCGGAUUCCAAUUAGGCGAAAGAUUUCCCAAAUUGCGAAAUUUUCGCAACGAUAUUAUCGACGUUUUCGAGCCGAACGAUCUCAUUCAAAAUUUGGAAGGAAUGCCAGCCCUGAAAUCGCUCGAGAUUGGCAAACUGUUAAAAAUGUCUACUUGCCUGGACAAGUUCUUGGCCGGGAUUUGCAAAUCGAGAAAGAUUUUUGCAAGCGUGACGAAUUUAAGGGUGAAAGAGCUGAUAAUUCCGCGAGUUUUGAACGAGAUGAAGACCGCAUUUCCGAACGUGGAGCGGUUGCACGUGGACAUUUUGUGGGCGGAGGUCUUCUCCGCGAUGAAGUGGGGUAUGGGCACCGUCCUCCAGGGGUGUUCGGAUUGGGGGGCGCUGAAACAUUUGAAUUUGGCGGUGCCCACGUAUCCAGCUGGUAACGAGGACUUCAUCGGGGAGCUGGCGAGUGGCGGAGAGUUGUAUAAGAGGUUGAAAACUCUGGAAAUCAGAUCUCACAAAAGACACAAUAUGACCGAGGAGUUCACAGAGGAGGAAAUGGCCACCUUUGAGACAGUCCUUAUCGCACUGGAUGAAUUGGAAGAUGUCAAAAUUUCAAACUUUUCCUUUGCGGAGGAAUGUGACCAAAGAAUUGUCGCCUUCCUCGUGUCGAAACAUAUUUCACUGUUCAAGUUCAGGAUUGGAGUGUAGGAUGAAAGAAGACGAAUCAUGGCCUCGGGUAUUUAGCAGAGGGCGGUUAUGUAUUUAUUUUCUACUUUUUCAUUCUGUAAAAAUUUUCCGGUAUGUUCCCCAACUUAAAAAAAAUUCUAAUGAUUUUACAAAUUGUUACAUAUUUAAUUCGCAAGCAUUUUUUAGUCUCAACCGCUAUACGUCAUUCCUUAUGUAAAUAUGUAGCUCCAAGUAUAUAUUUAAGGGUUAUCAUAUGUAUGUAUGUAUGACAUGUCAAAAAUUACUGAUUACUAGUAAUUUUCGUCUAGAAGUCAUUAAAAUUAAAAGUUACAAAUGCAAAAAGGACAAUUGACAAAACGAAACAUUUAAAAUAUGUACAUAGAUAUUACUUUUUAGCAUGGAGUUUUAACAAAUUAAUCAAGAAAUACAUAGAUACUUUCCAAAUUUAAGUUUUUGUAAAGUUAAAUUAGUCUUCCGCUAUUUUAAUGGGUUUAUGGGAAAAAUUGUAUGUAAUUUGUAGUUCCACAUGUUCUGGAUAUUUUGUAUUUUUAAUAAAUAUGUAGCUUGAACAAAAACUUUUGGAUUCAUAUAUAUUCGAGAAUAAAAAAAAAACAAGAUUAUAGACUGUAUAUCCUCGUUUAAUUUUUGUGGAGAAACGUCCCUGGU
Folsomia candida is the source of this 2443-nucleotide messenger RNA. RefSeq lists its product as uncharacterized. The record is from RefSeq and is a predicted model, not a curated record. The transcript has 7 exons. The coding region runs from base 134 to 1798 and encodes 554 amino acids. NCBI's taxonomy places the organism in Eukaryota, Metazoa, Arthropoda, Collembola, Entomobryomorpha, Isotomidae.